Messenger RNA from Mastomys coucha (southern multimammate mouse), 1706 nucleotides. It is a transcript of the gene Ark2c, whose product is annotated as ring finger protein 165. The transcript has 8 exons. Gene Ontology annotation, molecular function: ubiquitin protein ligase activity; zinc ion binding. The record is from RefSeq and is a predicted model, not a curated record. Gene Ontology annotation, biological process: positive regulation of BMP signaling pathway; motor neuron axon guidance. Lineage: Eukaryota; Metazoa; Chordata; Mammalia; Rodentia; Muridae. The coding region runs from base 110 to 1153 and encodes 347 amino acids.
CCGCGCUCCGCCUCCCGCCCCGGCGGCUCCCGCAGCCCCGCCGCCCGCGCCCCGGAGCCGCGCCACAAAGGGCCCGCGCGCAGCCGCCGCCGCUGCGCGAGGAGCCAGGAUGGUCCUGGUCCACGUCGGCUAUCUCGUGCUUCCAGUGUUUGGCUCUGUGCGAAACAGAGGUGCCCCCUUUCAAAGGUCUCAGCAUCCUCACGCUACCUCCUGCCGCCACUUCCACCUGGGGCCGCCGCAGCCGCAGCAGCUAGCCCCGGACUUCCCGCUGGCCCACCCCGUGCAGUCGCAGCCGGGCCUCAGCGCCCACAUGGCCCCGGCCCACCAGCACAGUGGCACGCUGCACCAGUCGCUGACCCCGCUGCCCACCCUGCAGUUCCAGGACGUCACAGGUCCCUCCUUCCUACCUCAGGCCCUGCACCAGCAAUACCUGCUGCAGCAGCAGCUCCUGGAAGCUCAGCACCGCAGGCUCGUCUCGCAUCCCAGGCGGAGUCAGGAUCGAGUGUCUGUCCACCCCCACCGCCUUCACCCCAGCUUCGACUUUGGCCACCAACUGCAGACACCUCAGCCCCGGUAUCUGGCUGAGGGCACUGACUGGGAUCUCAGUGUGGACGCCGGCUUGAGUCCUGCCCAGUUCCAGGUGCGACCCAUCCCUCAGCACUAUCAGCAUUACCUAGCGACUCCUCGAAUGCACCACUUCCCCAGAAACUCCUCUUCCACACAGAUGGUUGUCCAUGAAAUUCGAAACUAUCCUUACCCCCAGCUUCACUUCCUCGCUCUCCAGGGACUAAAUCCCAGCCGGCACACCUCUGCUGUUCGGGAGAGCUAUGAGGAGCUGCUGCAGCUCGAGGACAGGCUGGGAAACGUGACCCGAGGCGCUGUACAGAACACUAUUGAGAGAUUCACCUUCCCCCACAAGUAUAAGAAGCGAAGACCCCAGGACAGCAAGGGCAAGAAAGAUGAAGGAGAGGAGUCAGACACAGAUGAGAAAUGCACAAUUUGCCUGUCUAUGUUGGAGGAUGGGGAAGAUGUGAGACGCCUACCUUGUAUGCAUCUCUUCCACCAACUGUGUGUGGACCAGUGGCUCGCCAUGAGCAAGAAAUGCCCCAUCUGCCGAGUGGACAUUGAGACGCAGCUGGGAGCCGACAGCUGAGGGAGGAGCUAGCCAGUGGACCCCCAUUUCCUUCACCAGGUCCCCCCACGGCCAUAGCCCUUGCUGCCAAACUUUGCCUUCUGAGCCAUUUGACGUAGAGAAGAAGCCUGCUAGCACAUUGUGUGGAAAGAGGAGUUGGUAGCGGUGUCUGAGGGAGAGGAGGGAUAGGGUGGGAAGACCCACCCAUCCGGAAUGGUGACUGCCUCAUCGCCUUGCUGUGCAGCGGGGAGGGAGCUGGCCGUGCCCGGAGCAGGGGCGGGAAGGGGGGGCCCAGCUGCUGAGGACUAGAUGUGAUCUCGAGGGUACUAGCUGGCGAUAGCGAUCGAUCGGCCCCUCAGUCCUGUCCUUUGAGGGAUUGUGUAUAUACCUCUUGACCACGUAGAAACCAUGUAGGGGUCUCUAGCUAUUCUGUGGAUGGCAGCCAGAGCAUGUUAGCUUAAGAAAAAUGUCGUGUGUGGUGCUCUCGUCAUCUGUGGUGGACAUGUCGCUAUUACUGAACUCGCACCAAAUAUUUCUCAUUGAGUUUCUUGUUUUGGUGCCUGACCGAACCAAC